GAAAGAAAUUCCGUUCCCAAUAACUUGUUCAAAUUCCAGAUUUUGACCUAACUUGGCUUUGAUCCCUUUCUUCUCCAACCCAAAUUUCAUCGACCCUAUCAAACCCUCAGAAUGAAUUUGUUGGUGGACUCUAAUCAAGCUAGAAGCAACUCACUCAUCUCUGAAGCAGCAUCAGAGAGAACACUAUAUCCAUAUGUGACUGGUACGUCUGUAAUUGGCAUCAAAUACAAGGAUGGUAUUCUCAUGAUGGCUGAUAUGGGAGGUUCCUAUGGGUCAACCCUGCGUUACAAGAGCAUGGAGCGAUUGAAGCCUGUUGGGAAACACUCUCUCCUAGGUGCAAGUGGAGAAAUUAGUGACUUCCAGGAGAUUUUGCGCUACCUUGAUGAGCUAAUCUUGUACGACAAUAUGUGGGAUGAUGGGAAUUCCAUGGGACCUAAAGAAGUGCAUAACUAUUUGACUAGGGUGAUGUACAAUCGUCGCAACAAGUUUAACCCAUUAUGGAAUUCGCUUGUACUUGGUGGAGUAAAGAAUGGACAGAAGUAUCUUGGAAUGGUUAGUAUGAUUGGCGUUCACUUCGAGGACAAUCAUGUGGCAACUGGAUUUGGAAAUCACCUUGCGAGGCCAAUCCUCCGCGAUGAAUGGCAUGAGAACUUGAGUUUUGAAGACGGUGUUAGGUUACUGGAGAAAUGCAUGCGGGUACUUCUCUACCGUGAUAGAUCAGCUGUCAACAAGCUUCAGAUAGCGAAAAUCACAGAAGAGGGCAUGACAAUUUCGCAGCCCUAUGCAUUGAAAACUUCCUGGAAUUUGGCUGCGUUUCAGAAUCCAACUGCGGGUGCUGAAGGAUCUUGGUAGAGCUGAUGUGGCUUGGAUAUCAAAAUUCAUCAGCGCCUUGGAUUGCCGAAUUUAUAAGCUGGCGCAUCUUUAUUUUAUGCCUAUCUGUAAUGGGGUGCUGAAAAUCUGGAAUGGCCAGCAAAACAAACAUUUCUUUGCUUCCUUUGAAUGGUUUCGAGAACGUUGUUGAUUUAACAUUUUUAUUGUAUGUGAUUGUGAGGGGGGUGUCAAUAUCUAGCAGUUGAUUUACUAUAUAUGAUGCAAUUGUUGCACAAAAGUUGUUGCCUCCUGGAUUUGACCCUCAAAUAGCAAAUGCAGGAUUAUGAAGUGGGAAUCUUCUUUUACUCUGUAAUCUUAGAAUCAGCUGCUUAUGUAUCUUUCUGCUUCCAAGGGAGCCGCUUUCUUGA
Rhododendron vialii is the source of this 1238-nucleotide messenger RNA. Its product is annotated as proteasome subunit beta type-4-like. The transcript has 7 exons. The coding region runs from base 112 to 852 and encodes 246 amino acids. Lineage: Eukaryota; Viridiplantae; Streptophyta; Magnoliopsida; Ericales; Ericaceae. Gene Ontology annotation, cellular component: nucleus; proteasome core complex; proteasome core complex, beta-subunit complex. The record is from RefSeq and is a predicted model, not a curated record.